Molecule: messenger RNA, 2098 nt
Organism: Hypoxylon trugodes
Lineage: Eukaryota; Fungi; Ascomycota; Sordariomycetes; Xylariales; Hypoxylaceae
Product: signal peptide peptidase-domain-containing protein
Exons: 3
Coding region: 157-1959 (600 amino acids)
Biological process (GO): membrane protein proteolysis
Cellular component (GO): lumenal side of endoplasmic reticulum membrane; membrane; cytoplasmic side of endoplasmic reticulum membrane
Molecular function (GO): aspartic endopeptidase activity, intramembrane cleaving
Source: RefSeq, a predicted model, not a curated record
GGCAGCUCUCUACUAUCUAUGAAAAUUCGAUAAUCUAUUUGGCAUUAUCAGCAAGCACUGCCAAAAAAAUUAUUGGGUUUGCUUCACAACGGUAUAUAUCUAACACCCUGCAUCUUGAAAUUUCCUUCCAGUCUUCACAUACACAUGUGAGGAACCAUGGCGAGCAACAAUUCAACUCUUCUCGCAGCCAGCGAGAUUUCCGCCACCAAUAUGAUCGAGUUUUCAGAAGCCGAUUUAACCUUCUCGGAGAAACUCGCCACUUUACCAACCGUCCUAUGGGAGAACAGCGACAUGUUCGUUCUCGAAGGACGCAUCAUAUUUGCUGCAAUGACAUGCAUUUACAUUGCAUCUUAUGCCUCUCUUCGUCGACCUCCGUCCGCUCAAUCUCCCAAGAAAGGCAAAAAGGGAGCCCGGAAGGAAGACCAAGAUGAAGAGGAUCAGAUUAUCCAUGGCCUAGAACCUUCCGAUGCCAUCCUCAUGCCUCUAAUGGCUGGUGUGGUCCUCGUGGGACUCUACUAUUUGAUCAAGUGGCUUGAGGAUCCGGACAUUCUCAAUAAGAUCCUCCGAUUUUAUUUUUCCGCCCUUUCGCUAGCGAGUUCAGGAAAGCUCUUUGCCGAUACACUACAUUCCUUGACAUCCUUCGUCUUUCCUACGGUAUGGGUUGCUAAGGAUGGCAAGAUUUGGCAUAUCGACUCUGCGAAAAGAAGCCAUUGGUCUAAAACUAGCGAUUCUUUAGAACAAGUGUGGGAUGAUAAGAAAAGAACCCCCUUUCCAGGUCGCUGGUCCGAAUCAAGCAUAUCCGAUGCGAAGAACUCUCUACUGUGGGAGGUACGCCAUCUACUCCGGGAGCAAUGGACUGUCCGUACCGCAAUCCACGGCAUUAUGCACGAGACGGUCAAAGUCAAGUUCAACGAUAUCCUUGGCAUUGUGCUUGCUGUUGUAGCGAAUGUAAUCUACUACACGACAAACUCGACUCUUCUAUCGAAUAUCAUGGGCUACUCCUUCUCAUACACUGGUAUCAUCCUGAUGUCCCCGACCACCUUCACUACCGGCACCGGCCUCCUUUUCGGGCUGUUCCUCUACGACAUUUACAUGGUCUUUUACACUCCUUAUAUGGUAACAGUCGCGACAAAGCUUGACGUUCCGAUAAAACUGGUCUUCGAAGGGCCCAAGAAGGGUAGUAUGCUUGGUUUGGGCGACAUUGUUCUCCCCGGUAUCUUCAUCGCACUAUGUCUUCGCUUCGAUCAUUACCUAUAUUACCACAAGCAACGCAAACUCGUCCCAGUGGAGCUAAAAUCUGAGGACGAAUCUUCGGGCCAACUUGUUACGAAUACCGAAACGCAGCGUAUGGUAGUGAAACCGGAUUAUGUCAAUCCUCAAGGACAGUGGGGCGAUCGGUUCUGGAGCACAAGUCUUCGCAAGACAUUUUCGCCGGAUGCUACGCCCGCGUUGAAGGCCUCGGCAUUUCCCAAGACGUAUUUCUACGCCGCCAUGGUUGGAUACUUCUUUGCUAUGAUUGCGACCCUAGCAAUGCUUUUCGUCUUUCGCCAUGCGCAACCGGCAUUGCUAUACCUUGUCCCCGGCGUUGUGUGCGCAGUUUGGUUUACAGGAUUAGUAAGAGGGGAGCUUCGUGAGAUGUGGACCUACACCGAGGAUGGCAAACUAGACACUACAGAUACCAUCGUGCAAGUCGAUGGGAAUGGAAACGUCAUUGAUGUUAUCAGCGACAAGAAGGACGGGAAGAGUGAUGAUAAGAGCAAGGAAGAACAGAAGACUCUAACUGAUGGCAAAUCAUCUAACAAAGACACCUCUUCGGCGGGCCAAGCAGAUGAGAAAAAGCCUGACGGGAAUCACACAGAGCCUGAGCGCAAGCUCGAAUUUAAGAAAAAGGACGGUGGAUAUCCCGUCUUCCUCUUCUCAAUCGAAGCCCCGCCUCCUAAGAGGAGUGCGGAUUCAUAAAUGGGGAUGAGUUACGCUUGAUAGAGGUGGUCGCAUUAAUUCGCUUGAAGGGUUAGGGCAUUCUGCUGGUUAGAUGGUAGAUUAGACUUAGUUCAGCGAAGAGUGGCAAGCUCAGCGUAAUAUCAAAUAAGUUCUUGCA